UUCCCCAAUAUCCUCCAUACAUGGACAUUUGAUGAGGACUUGGCCGAUUGGACCAAUGAUCUCACCAGUUGGCAUCACAAAUGGGAGAUUGAGCGGAGUCAACUCUGUCUCGUCACCAAUUCAGGCUCUGAUGCAAAAUAUCGAUCUCCUUGGUCAUCCUCUACUAGAAAGAAAUUUAGUAAUUCAUCUGCCGAUGUUCAGGCUCGUCUUUGGAGCAGUCCCAUUCCUUCCGACGUCGGAAUCCGUUGCCUCGUUCUGUCCUAUUUCAUCACUGGGAAUGUUGAUGCAGUAAAAUCGGUUCGAUUGAGCCUCCUUCAGCAUCAUGACGUCCACCUACAACACUCCCGGAUGUUUAUUCAACUCCCUGAUGUUUCAGUUGUCUUCCUGACCAAUACCGUUUUACAUUUGCAUCAAAAACCGCCGGGCUCCUUCUUGACAUGGACACUUGCUGAAGAUGUGAAGGAGUGGACGCAUGAUAGUGAUAACUGGUUGCAGAAAUGGGUGUCACAGAUUGCCAAUCAGAAAUUCUUAUUUCUUCACGCAAUAAUCUUUCAUCGUAGUCGACGGUCGAUUCUCCUCUUAGAACAAGAUUUCCCGGCUGAAACUAUCAUUCAAGCGCAACUGUCAAAACCUCUGUUAACAUGGACCCUCUCUGAAGAUCUAGAAGAGUGGGCAAAUGACGGUGAAAACUGGUUGCAAAAAUGGAGGGUCUCGUCAAUCGGCAACCAGUCUCUGGUUUGUCUCCAAGCUAAACCCACUCAUCAGAACCGACAACCGAUUUUACUAUCUCGUAAAAAGGAUGCAACAAAGUCUAACAUCCGAGCACGCCUUUUGAGCCCACCCAUUCCCUCCGAUCUGAAUCUUCGUUGUCUCGUCAUUACCUAUGCAUUCACCUCACGUCAUGGCUUACAGAUUCCAAAGGGAAUGAGGUUGAUUCUCUUGCAACGGCAGAAAGGGUGCUUAUGCUUUAAUUUUUUAUACCGUUUUCCCUACACUAGUCUAUUUGUCCAUCCCCUAUCCAUUCAAAUGUUCCGGAUCAGGAACGUGAGACGUGCCUUAAAAGGCAUUGGUCAUCAUCUAUCCAUUCCCAAAACAGUACAUUGUUUUCUGGGUUUUUGUCUUUCUAUAAUAGGUGCAACUUCGCUCACCUGUGACUUUGAAAAUGGCAGUCUGUGCGAGUGGGGAAACGAUCUGAAUAACUGGUUGGCUACUUGGAGGGUGGAGAGCUCGGCUCUGUGCUUCAAACCUCUGCGGCAGUAUUCCAAGUCAAGGGCGGAGUUGUUAGCUCGACUCUACAGUCCUUUCCUGAGCGAAGAAAGUGCGAUUGGAUGUGUGAAACUCAGCUACAUUAUUUCUGUCAAGAGCAGUCGUAGUGAUUCAAUUGAGCAAUCAGCGAGAUUGUCUUUGAUGCAAAAACAAAUGGGGAAACUGUUGACGCAUUCUAAACGAUCUUGUCUUUGGUGGCGAUAUUUUUUAGGUGUAGCGGACCUGUUCUCAGCCCUCGCUGCUAUUCCCGGUGGGCGAACAAGUUUAUUUUCCUGUGACUUUGAGUCGGCCGGAAUUCAAUUUUUUUGCGGUUGGAAUAUCGAUCCCAGAGACAGUGGUGCUAUGUGGAGCGCCGCUUGGAGUCCAAAUCUACAUACUAACAUGCUCUGUCUGACUCCUACUGCAUCCGAGUCUGUUGUGGCAGGAGUACAUACCGAUGGCAAUUAUGAUAACCUUGAUUUGAGCGAUCCGCAUAAGGCUGUGAUGCGAGCGAAAUUCUGGAGCCCGAAGUUUCGCCUAACAAAGGCCGACGCGCUAUUCACGUUGAGCCUCUCUCUUCUACUAGAUCGGACGUCUCUCAAUUGCGCCUUUGAAAAUGGGUCAAUUUGUGAGUGGACCAAUGAUCCCAACAACUGGUUUGCCACCUGGAAAGUAUUGAAUUCGCUUCUAUGUCUCAGACAGCAUCGACCUGCCUCGGGAAAACAGACCAAACUGUCUGCCCGUCUCUAUAGCCCCUUCCUGACUCAGCAAAGCAGGAUUGGUUGUGUGAAAUUAAACUAUGCGAUUUUUAGCGGGGCGUCGCUCAAUUGCACGUUCGAUAAUGGGAGUCUGUGUGCCUGGUCGAAUGAUCAAAGCAACUGGCUUGCAACGUGGGAAAUUAUGGAUGGAAAGAACUCAGUUCUCUGUCUGAAACCUCUCCGUAUUCCAUCAGAAGCAAUGGCGGAGAUGUCUGCCCGUCUAUACAGUCGUUUUUUAAGCGUCCAAGACGGAAUUGGCUGUCUUAAGUUCAGCUUCAUUGUGUCCCUGUCUGGUGGUCGUAGUAACACACAGCUUGAACAGUCUGCAAAGACCGCAUUUGUUUACUUCCUUUCAGAGGUGUCCGCCUCUUUAUUCGCUUGUGAUUUCGAGAUGCAGGGACCGAAAUCUCUCUGCGGUUGGAAGGACGAUCCCAGAGAUAAUGGUAUUGCUUGGAGCAUUGUCUGGAAUCCCGAUCUCCACACCAACAUUCUUUGUAUGACACUCGCCGCAUCAAGUCGCUAUGGAACAGACAAUGAUGAAAAUUUUGGUUUUGGCGGUAGUAAUGACCCUCUGAUGCGAGCUAAGUUAUGGAGCCCGAAAUUCCAUGCUGUGAAGACCGAUCCGGCACCGCAGUGUGUCAAAUUUUCGUUCAGGUUUGAUCAACUAGACGUCGAGUUGUCUUCUUCCUUGAGUUUGAUGCGUCAUUCCGCGAGGUAA
Molecule: messenger RNA, 2721 nt
Organism: Hydatigera taeniaeformis
Lineage: Eukaryota; Metazoa; Platyhelminthes; Cestoda; Cyclophyllidea; Taeniidae
Source: the annotation of a GenBank genome assembly